This is a messenger RNA of Branchiostoma belcheri (Belcher's lancelet), 1711 nucleotides long. RefSeq names its product zinc finger protein OZF-like. Gene Ontology annotation, cellular component: nucleus. NCBI's taxonomy places the organism in Eukaryota, Metazoa, Chordata, Leptocardii, Amphioxiformes, Branchiostomatidae. The record is from RefSeq and is a predicted model, not a curated record. Bases 1 to 1287 code for a protein of 428 amino acids. The transcript has 6 exons. Gene Ontology annotation, biological process: regulation of gene expression.
AUGCUCGAUGUUAUCCUCGAUUGUGAGAGUGACGACAAUGAAGAAGACAUCUACAACCAUUCCGGAGAUGACACAAUCGACAAUAACUCUUCCCCACCUUGCUUAAUUCCUUUUGACCCAAAAGAAGGUGCAAUAUCCAACUGCGACAAUCAAAUUCCCGCGCCCGUUCCCAAACCGCAACGGAUCUUAAAAUGUCCGUACUGUCAAUAUCUUGCCAUGAAGUCGUCGCACCUGAAAAGGCACGUGAGGAAACAUACAGGUGAGCGUCCUUUCAAGUGUCCACACUGCCGUUACUCCGCCAUGCGUAAGGAGCACCUCCAUCGACACUUCGGCUUUAAACACAAGGAGUUGCUGAGAGUGUCGUGUCAGGAGUGUCAGUACAGAACCACGGAUGAACAGAGUCUGAACGUGCACCUCAAGCUUGCCCACCCAGAAAUCUUCAACCAGGUGUACAAGUGUGGACAGUGUGAGUUUGAGUCCCCGCGGAAGUCUCAGUACGUGGAGCACACCAAGCUCCACCGCAUGUGGGAGUGUCCGAUCUGCCGGUACAGCACCGGGGACUGGACAACGUACAGACGGCACAAGCGCUCGCACACCGAGGAGAGGCCGUACACGUGUCACAUGUGUACAUACACCGCCAAACUGAAGGUGGACCUUGAGCGCCAUAUUCGUGCGCACACCGGCGAGCGUCCCUUCACGUGUCCGCAGUGCAGCUACCGCGGAGCGCGGAAGGACAGUCUGGUCCGACACAUGCGCACUCACACGGGCGAUAAACCCUACAAGUGUCCUCUGUGUGAGUUUGCCUCUGCACAACAGGGCCAUCUGGUGACCCACAUCCGGACGCACACCGGCGAGCGCCCCUUCACCUGUCCCUGCUGUGAGUACGCCUGCUGCGACCGGUCCAGCCUGGUCAAGCACGUCCGGAUCCACACCGGGGAGAGGCCCUACAAGUGUCCACACUGUCCCUUCGCCGCCAUCCGCAACCAGGACCUGAAAGAUCACAUUAACAUCCACACGGGACAGCGACCGUACAAGUGUAGCCAGUGUUCCUACGCAGCCGCAGACCGCUCAACUCUACGAACACACGCGAAGAAACACAGCCGAAAAUCCCUCUUUUCCUGCCAACAGUGUGAGUUUUCCUGCACCUGCAAAACAACGCUGGUCAAACACCUCAAGAAACAUAAAGGGACAAGACCUUUGAAAGAAGAAAUUAAGGAAGAGAAAGAUGUACCAACGUAUAGAAUACCUGGACAGGUGAAAGAAGAAAUGGCAGAUGACACUUAUUGAAUCACCUGUAAUUGUAAAUGGUAACAGGGAUUUUUCAACUCCAAGUGCAGCAGCUUUGCCUUUAAUGUCCAUGACCAAACUUACCAAAAUUUUUUUGACUGUCAAUAUAUAUGAAACUGACAGUAUGUGUAAUGUUGUAAAUGUUAUAACUGAUUUUAGGGUGUUACAAGGCACAAUCAUGUGUUGGCAAAUUAAAAUGUAAUUAAGUUACAGUUGAUCAUUAUUUUUGAAAUAGACCAAUUUUAAGGCAGGUUCUGUAUGACAGUUUUUGUUGUUCAGAGCAGCCUCUAAUAAUGUACAAAUCAGUGGUCCAUAUAUAUUCAUGCUGCAAUCUUUUCUUAUCCUACUAGGUAACUGGCACAGUCUAGAUAGCAAGUCAAAGCAAAUAUUUGACGCUACUGCUAUUUGUCCUUUUUUUAAAGAA